Aplysia californica (California sea hare) is the source of this 5653-nucleotide messenger RNA. RefSeq lists its product as uncharacterized. Gene Ontology annotation, biological process: nucleosome assembly; dephosphorylation. The record is from RefSeq and is a predicted model, not a curated record. Gene Ontology annotation, molecular function: phosphatase activity. NCBI's taxonomy places the organism in Eukaryota, Metazoa, Mollusca, Gastropoda, Aplysiida, Aplysiidae. Gene Ontology annotation, cellular component: nucleus.
UCUAGCAGACCCUGUUUUAAUGAGUGUACCAGCAACCCGUUCCUCUGUCAAUUUUCUGCUAGGGGGCCUAGCCUACAGGAGUUUAUGAGCUAAACCGCUUUCGUCUACUGUUGGCUUAGCCUAGUGUAGAAGUAAUAUCAGUAGUUUAUUUUUUAAAAUCUAGAUUCUAAUCUAGAUCUAAAAGUCCUGGGUUUUGUGGAGUUUAUGCUGUGUUUCGUUUGCUUUCUUUCACCCGGAAUCGGCGGUUGUACCAGAUCUACUGUGUGUAGUGUAGCCUACAUAAGUAGAUUAGUAGAGUGUGUGUAGUGUAGUGUGUUCGUGUGCUGUGAUCCAUAUUCCAUAGUAGGCUCAGUCUAGAUCUAGACUCUAGAAUUUAGUCUAGAUUUGAUCUAGUAGUCAAGCAGUUGUUAGUAGUCAGUAGGUCAAGACUCUAGAAUUCUAGAUCAAGCAAGAUUAGUUGUAGAGUUUUGGUGCGCGUGUAACACGAAUUUUAGAUUCUAAUUUAUUUUGCAGCUUGCUCUGGGAUUGUUGGGUGUUUUAGAAUUAAAUGAUUUUACAAACGUGUUUCGUCUGCUUCUUGUGUCAAGGUCGGCUAUUUGUUAGGUUUGAAAGGUCUCAUGCGUGUUCAACGUGUUGUAUAAUUCGACUCAACACUUUUAGGACUAAAGACAAACUUGGUCGCGACUCAACAAGAGUUCUGAGUGAACCGGGAAAGCCCCAAAUUAUUUCCCUGUCGCCGUUUUGCACAGCUUGAUGACGACACUGAUUUUUACCAUUGAAGACUAGAUUUAGAUUCUGCAAUUGAGAUUGCCUACGAAACAAGAACACCAGGCUUGUAAAGAUAUUAUUUUGCGACUGAGGCAAGAAAAUGAGCCACAUAUUUAAGGAAGCCGCAAAUGUUCGAAAUCUUGCUUUGGCCGCAGGAGGAAUUCUUUUUCUGAGACAUCUGAGAAAGAACCAGCAAGUUUAUGCCCUCGAGAAACCCAAUUCUCCCAGUCCAUGUGCCAGCCCCCGUUCAAAACCGUGCAAUGCGGGCACAGUGGUUGAUGAGUCUUCGCUACAGCUACGACAAGUCCAAGUUAUGUUCAGACACGGCGCCAGAACUCCUCUCCACCUUUUGCCGAAGGUGGACACGGCGGAGUACGACACCCAGCUUGUGAUGCGGGAGCAUCAGGCGUCCUUGUUCCCUUAUGAAAGGAUGUCCAUUGACACGGGGAUGGCAGUCUCCUUUGGAGCUUACCAGAACCAUCAUGUGAAGAACUCUCUCAAGUGUUUUGUCCACCAAUAUACAACGUACAGUGCAGUCUGCCCGCUGUGUCCUGGCUGGCUUUUUCGGCAAGGACAAGCUCACGGAGUACGCCCGACGAUGCCACAGCCCCAUCCACAUCUACAUCUCCAGCGAUGAAGAGAUGAACAUCCUGAUCCCCGACACCCACAACUGCCCCGUGCUGAAGAAAGUGAACCACGCGGCCAUCAUCCACUCGGACUCUGUGCCUCACAUGAAGAAGGACCGGCUCAAGAUAGAGGAUCAGAUAGAAAGUUUUCAAGAGUUUCACAUGAAAGCUGUGGAGAAAAUCCAGAAGAAAGUAAGCCACCAGAACGAGAUCUACAAGACGACGCGGCGCGGCCCGUGCAGCAUGCGGUUCAACCAGCAACGCCGGCCGUACCUCCACGACCCGGAUAUGUACCCGCUGACCCAAGAGAGGGGUCGAGCCGCGGAGAAAGUCACACACUUUUGGGCGGAUGUGUUAAGCCGACAUCCGCAGUUGGGCCAGUCGGUGACGGAGGACGACAUGAAGGCGCUCGUCUACAUGAAGAGGCUCGAGGUGGAAGAGUUUCAGGGGAAGUUUCAGUCUGGUUAUAGGUACACAUUUCAUUUUGAGAGGAACCCGUACUUCUACAACGAUAUGUUGGUCAAGGAAGUGUACAGUCCAGGCAGAGAAGACGUGGCGCCCUCGUGGUCCUCCGAGAUCAGGUGGAAGCCGUGUGGGAAUCUUCUACCAGAAAGAAAGUCAGAACCGUUUGGGAAUAUGACACCGUCAGAAUAUAUUGUGAUGAAGAAAGCAGAGGAAGAGAAAGUGAAAAUUUCUGAAGACGGGGAGGAACAGAGUCCCCCUGCACCGACCUCCCAGGAGCCAAAGGUCAAGGAACCCUCGGAGCCAGAUGCCCAGAAAACAAGCGGGGAUGACAACUCGUCCCAGUCCAAGUCUUUCUUCUCGUGGCUCACACGACCCGCCAAAGAGGAGGAGGACGUUAUAGGGAAAGUGAUACGUGAAGAGAUUUGGCCUGACCCUAUAAGUGUUCUGCAGAAUAACCCCCCACAUGAGGACCCCCACCACAAGAAAAUAAACUUUGUGUUUUCCCGUGAUGAUGUGGUAGCCAGAGUGGCCCACGGCUGGAAGUACCCGACCGCUGUGCAGCCCUUCCAGAACACCAUCGAGGAGAACGCGACCUUGCUGCUGUUCUUCGCCAUGACCGGCCAGCACGAGGCGGAGAGACCCAUCGUCACGCGGCUGGCCUGCGGGCCCCUGCUCGGCUUUUUCCUCACCCAGGCGGAGCGACAAGUGAAAGUGUGCAGAGAAGGCUUCAAGCUGUGCCUGUACUCGGCCCACGACAGUACAAUGGCGGCGGUGAUGGAGAGUCUGGGGAUCUGGGACAACACCUGGCCUCCCUACGGCGUGGAGGUGCGGGUGGAGCUCUACCAGGACCCCAAGUCCAGUGAAUUCUACGUCAAGGUGCUCUAUAAUGGACAGCCCAAAAUCCUGCGAGGUCAGAACAAAUACCUGAUCAGCUGGAAUGAGUUCAAGAAACUGAUCAGGCCCUACCAGAUCGACACCAACGAGUUCAAGAAGGUCUGCGCCUCAGAUAUACUGGAGAGGAUUGCCAAAUGUCUACUCCAACACGACCAGGACGAGGUAGAGACUGAGGAGAUCAAGCAAGAGUCAGAGACCCCAGCCGGCAUGUAGACAGUAGACAGGAGAACAUAAUGCUUCUUGUCAGACAUGCUUCCAUCUCCCAGAAACUGUUGUUUCUUGCCUCAACUACUGUGAGAUGGACGACCUUUCCUUAGAAAUCCCCUGCCACCGCCUACAACACUGAUCAAGACCAAAAUGAGCCUUCUCUUGUUACUUUUACUUUUUUUUACUCUUGACCUACUGCAAGAAAAGUUUGGUCUGGGCAUUAGUUCAGUUUUGAGAAGCUGUCGUUUGUUUAUUUUUGCCCGGCAGGUUCUUCUGUGUUCCCAAAGCUGUUGCUUGUUGUUGUACAGGGUGCUUUGAGGUGUUUAGUUGACAUUAUAUUAUUAUUAUGAUGUCAUCGCCGCCAUGUGGGAAUGUCUCUUGUAUUUUGUCUGACCGAGGUAGAGAACCUUGAAUUUGCGUUUGUUUUACACAUGAUAACGACAAUGUUCUGUUUAUCUAUUUUAUUUCGUUCUUUCAUUAGCAGGCUUCUGUUUGUGGAUACCGGUAUGUAGAGUCUAGUUCUUUGUCAGAUAAAACAGUUUCAAAGAAAGUUGUGGUAAUAAUGGGGUAAUUGUGUCAAACAAAAUUGGCAAAAGUGUCGGCCAUGUUGCCAGUAAGUAGGAAGACUGCACUGUCCUGGUUUCCCUCAAACCUGAAAGUAAAAGCGAAAGGCAUCCUGUUGCCUGGUUGUCUAUUGUCACUGAGUUUUAAACCUUUUCCUGUCAAAUACCGAUGCUGCUUUGUCUAGGCUCAUUCCUUUACAAUUUAUACCGGACAGUGAACAUUUCAUCAGGAGGAUUAAUUUUUUUCCUCUCUGUCCCCCUGCUGUGAUGUGAGAAAGUAGAAAUCUACUACUUUCAAUACAAGCCUUAUACAUUAUAUGAAUAAUAGCAGCAUUGGCUGUCUUUGAACAUUCUUGUUCUUUAUUCGACCGGUUCAUAUUUCCUCCCCCUCCCUCCCCCCAAGUGUGGUCAGGUUGAGCACACACCACCAUAUAUAUUAUAUAUGAAAUGUUUGCUUAGAUUUUUUAACCAGGAAGAGACAAGAGACUAUCCUGCAUUCAACCAGCCAGUCUUUCGUUGAAAGUGAAAGAGGCAAUAUAUGAUUUAUUAUUUAUUUUCCUGGGUUUCCAAGCAGGUGACCCGAGUGUGAUGGAUCAAAGUGAUGUGUGCGCAAAGAAUUGACCACCACUGCUGUUGUGGUCAUUUUUACAGCUGUUGCUAUUUUACUUUGUACCGGUCCUUUGAAAGAAAAUUAUUUUUUUUUAUAACCAAGUAAAAACGGUAAUCUUGUUGUCCCCUGUGCCAUUUUUGUUGUUUUACCAUGGAGUUGUUUUGUUGUAUUUACACUACUAUUACAGUAAUUACACACGUGUAGAAUUUGUUUUGCGUUUUCCAAGUGCAUUUACACAGGCCACGUUUAGCCUGAACUUUAUAAACUGUUACAAAGAGUAAUAUAUUACUUAAUACUACUUGGACCAUUGUCUGCAUUUCUAGGAAGUGAAAGAAAAGGAAUCACUUCAUUAACCCCCUUCUUGACAGCUCCUGUUCACUAUAGGUCGAACGUUUGGAGCCAAGAUGCCAUCUUUCCAUACAAUGUACAUCCCAAAAUGCACCAUACACAAUUUUAUAACUUCUACUGUAGCUUUGACCGGAAUUUUACUUUGAAAGGGGCUGCAAAAUGGUUGGAACUGCUCAUUGUCCUGACUAGCAAAAAUUGGGCGCAGUUAAAGUUGAAAGCAUAGCAUAGCGACUUCUUCACAGUACAGCCCACUUUUGAUAGUGCAUUAUGACCUAUACUGAGCUGGGCCCAUCAGUUAAAAAAGCCAUUAUGCUAUGUAUAAAAUUAUUUAUAAAAUUUCUUUUUUUGUUUUUUUUUUGCUACACUGUGUGCAUGAAAUGCUUGACCACCACAUCUCUUAUUUUGUAGCAACGAAGACAAGAUUCUUUUUCUUUUUCCUUUACCAUUAUCUGAUGCUGCAAGAACAAACCUAUUUUUGCUCAACAUCGCUUGAGCCAAUUGUGAUGAGACUUUCUUCUACUACCUCUAGAUUGUUAUGCAAAACCUUUUUUGGGGGGGGUCCCAUGUCCCCUUUUUUGUAAGGUGCCAAGUGUCAUCAAAAAGAAAGAAAUUAUAUCCAUCUUAAUGUUGGUUAAACCAAAUAUUACUGUGAAUGUUCUUUCUCUUAUAUACUGACAUAAUUUUUUUUGAAGUACAGUAUAAUGCAGUUUUAAACGAUUUUACAGGACAACCAUAAAAAAAACCCAGAAUGUUGCUACCAAGAAAAAACACUCUUUGCAACAUCAAGUCCAAGUCAAUAUUUUUUAAUAAUACAAUUUUGAUAAUGACUUCUUUAUUAUCUUUUCAAUUAAAGCUAAUGGGUUUGUUGUUUCUUUUUGGUAACACAUUCAGUUUUUUGGCUCUUCUGUAAAAGUGUAAAGAUUGCUUAUACUAUACUGUACUUUAAAAAAUGAUGACAGUGUAGGAGCCAGAACAAAUGAUUCAUGACACAGAACACAGAACCUCGUUUCAUUCAACAUUGCGUCUGGUUCACCACGGUAGAGGGGCAUUGUUGCUGGCGAUAUAUUUAUAAAAUAAUGCAGCAAAUGUAUGUUGUCAGUGGUGGUCAGAAAUGUACGUUCAACAUGUUGAAACUUUCCAUUUCCUUGGAAAAAUAAAAUGUUGCCCUGGUA